Molecule: messenger RNA, 4586 nt
Organism: Dipodomys spectabilis (banner-tailed kangaroo rat)
Lineage: Eukaryota; Metazoa; Chordata; Mammalia; Rodentia; Heteromyidae
Gene: Capn15
Product: calpain 15
Exons: 11
Coding region: 167-3634 (1155 amino acids)
Biological process (GO): proteolysis
Cellular component (GO): cytoplasm
Molecular function (GO): calcium-dependent cysteine-type endopeptidase activity
Source: RefSeq, a predicted model, not a curated record
CUGUCUUCUCUCUAUUCUCUCUCUGUUUAUCUCUGUUGUUGUGUCACCGACCAGCCAGCAGCCUGUCUCCGGCGUGGGCACUCUUCCCUCUCCAUGCUCCCGUUGGCGCGCAGUUGGCCAGAGGUGACCAGGCCUGGCUCUCGGCGUGGCCACUCUCAGCGGGGCCAUGGGGAGCUCUGCCUCCUCCCUGGCCGCCGAAACCGAGUCGGACCACGGCUUCCCCAGGGGGCCCCCCUACUCGGGGCCCCCUGCAGCAGCUGGCUGGUGUAGGAGCGGCCCCGGGGGAACUGUCUGGGGGAGUGCCCUGGUCGCCAGACAGCACACACGUCCCCCCCGGGCCCGAAGCCACACACACUCGCCCGGGUCUAUGGCCACAGCCGGGGAGUGGUCCUGUGCGCGCUGCACCUUCCUGAACCCUGCCGGCCAGCGCCAGUGCUCCAUCUGCGAGGCCCCCCGGCACAAGCCCGACCUCGACCACAUCCUGCGGCUCAGCGUGGAGGAACAGAAAUGGCCCUGUGCCCGCUGCACGUUCCGGAACUUCCUAGGCAAGGAGGCCUGCGAGGUGUGUGGCUUCACUCCAGAGCCCGUGCCCGGGGCCUCCCUGCUCCCCAUCCUCAACGGCGUCCUGCCGCGGCCGCGCGCCGCGCCUGCGCCUGCGGAGCCCAAGGGCAGCUGCCCGGAGGAGGCGGAGCCGGCCGCGGGCGCGCGGGACGCGGGGAAGGAGCCGCAGAGUGAGGAGGCCGCGGCCGAGCCCGGGCGCGGUUGGGCUUGCCAGCGCUGCACCCUGCACAACACUCCGGUGGCCAGCUCCUGCUCUGCCUGCGGGGGCCCCCGGAAGCUGUCGCUGCCCCGCAUCCCCCCGGAGGCCCUGGUGGUCCCCGAGGUGGUGGCCCCCGCGGGCUUCCACGCCGCUCCUGCCCCGCCCCAGCCCGACCUCCUCGGGAGAGGCCCAGAGACCGACCCCCCGUCCGCGGACCCGGAGCCCCCCAAGGUCCCGCCCUUCGGCCCCUUCUCACCCACCCUGCAGAACAAUCCCGUGCCCCGGAGCCGCAGGGAGGUCCCCCCCCAGCCGCAGCCCCCCGCGCCCGAGGCCGCUCAGCCGCAGCCCCCCACCAGCCAGGGCCCAGGCCGGGCGGCAGCCGGGGCCUCGCGCCUGGCAGAGCUGCUGUCGGGCAAGCGGCUGAGCGCGCUGGACGAGGAGGCCCCGGAGGGCAGCCCCGGCCAGGGCCAGGGCGAGGCCUGCAGGGACACCAUUGACCUGGCCGGAGACACCGUGCGCUACACCCCGGCCAGCCCCUCCAGCCCCGACUUCACCACCUGGUCCUGUGCCAAGUGCACCCUCAGGAACCCCACCGCGGCCCCCCGGUGCUCGGCGUGCGGCUGCUCCAAGCUGCACGGCUUCCAGGAGCACGGCGAGCCUCCCCCGCACUGCCCGGACUGCGGCUCGGACAAGCCCGGCCCCUGCGGCGGCUGCUGCGGGCGCGGCCCGCCCUCCGCGCCCAGGGCCGCCCGCGCGCCCCCAGAGCGGCCCGGCCAGUGGGCCUGCCCGGCCUGCACGCUGCUCAACGCGCCGCGGGCCAAGCACUGCGCCGCCUGCCACACGCCCCAGGUCCUGGUGGCCCAGCGCCGCGGCGCGCCUCUGCGGCGCAGGGAGAGCAUGCACGUGGAGAAGCGGAGGCAGACGGACGAGGGCGAGGCCAAGGCGCUCUGGGAGAACAUCGUGGCCUUCUGCCGGGAGAACAGCGUGAGUUUUGUGGAUGACAGCUUCCCCCCCGGGCCCGCGUCGGUGGGCUUCCCGGUGGGCGACAGCGUCCAGCAGCGCGUCAAGCAGUGGCUCCGGCCCCACGAGAUCAACUGCUCCGUCUUCAGGGACCACGGCACCCCGUGGUCGGUCUUCCACACCCUCCGGCCCUCCGACAUCCUCCAGGGCCUGUUAGGGAACUGUUGGUUCCUGAGUGCGCUGGCCGUGCUGGCCGAGCGGCCCGACCUGGUGGAGCGCGUGAUGGUCACGCGCGGCCUGUGCGCCGAGGGAGCCUACCAGGUGCGCCUGUGCAAGGACGGCACGUGGACCACGGUGCUGGUGGACGACAUGCUGCCGUGCGACGAGUCCGGCUUCCUCCUCUUCUCCCAGGCACAGCGGAAGCAGCUGUGGGUGGCUCUCAUCGAGAAGGCGCUGGCCAAGCUGCACGGCUCCUACUUUGCCCUCCAGGCAGGGCGCGCCAUCGAAGGCCUGGCCACGCUCACCGGCGCCCCCUGCGAGAGCCUGGCGCUGCAGGUCAGCUCCACUAACCCCCGCGAGGAGCCCGUUGACACUGACCUCAUCUGGGCCAAAAUGCUGAGUUCUAAGGAGGCUGGGUUCCUCAUGGGGGCUUCCUGCGGCGGAGGCAACAUGAAGGUGGAUGACACGGCCUACGAGAGCCUGGGCCUGCGGCCUCGCCACGCCUACUCCAUCCUGGACGUCCGUGAUGUCCAGGGCUCCAGGCUCCUGCGGCUCCGGAACCCCUGGGGCCGUUUCUCCUGGAACGGCAGCUGGUCAGAUGAGUGGCCACACUGGCCAGGGCACCUGCGGGCCGAGCUCAUGCCCCACGGCAGCAGCGAGGGUGUAUUCUGGAUGGAGUACAGCGAUUUCAUCAGGUACUUUGACUCCGUGGACAUCUGCAAGGUCCACUCGGACUGGCAGGAGGUGCGGGUGCAGGGCAGCUUCCCCAGCACGGCCAGCCGGCCAGUGGGGGUGACGGCGCUCACCGUGCUUGAGCGAGCCUCGCUGGAGUUUGCGCUCUUCCAGGAGGGCAGCAGGCGCUCGGACACCGUGGACAGCCACCUGCUGGACCUUUGCAUCCUGGUGUUCCGCGCCACCUUCGGCAGUGGUGGCCGUCUGAGCCUGGGCCGCCUCUUGGCCCACAGUAAACGCGCUGUCAAAAAGUUUGUGAACUGCGACGUCAUGCUGGAGCCCGGGGAAUACGCCGUGGUGUGCUGUGCCUUCAACCACUGGAGCCUGGCCCCGCCGGGCCCGCCCACUGCUGCCCAGGGUAAUAGCCCCAGCCAGGCCACCCACCCCCGCCCGCCUCCUGACGCUCCGAGCCUGCCCCAGGAAGGCUGCUGCCCCCUUCAUCCACACCCUCCCACAGCCCCUGGCCCCUCAGCCGGCGCACCUCCCGGCCAUGUGCUCGCGGUGUACAGCUCCAGGCUGGUUAUGGUGGAGCCAGUCGAGGCCCAGCCGACCACACUAGCGGACGCCAUCAUCCUGCUCACAGAGAGCCGCGGUGAGCGCCACGAGGGCCGGGAGGGCAUGACCUGCUACUACCUGACGCACGGCUGGGCGGGCCUGAUUGUGGUAGUGGAGAACCGGCACCCCAAGUCCUACCUGCACGUGCAGUGCGACUGCACCGACAGCUUCAACGUGGUGUCCACGCGCGGCAGCCUGCGCACGCAGGACAGCGUGCCACCCCUGCACAGGCAGGUUCUGGUGAUCCUGUCCCAGCUAGAGGGCAACGCCGGAUUCUCCAUCACCCACCGCCUGGCACACCGCAAGGCCGCCCAGGCCCUCCUCAGCGACUGGACGGCCUCCAGGGGCACCCACAGUCCCCCGCUCACCCCCGAGGUCGCCGGCCUGCACGGGCCCCGGCCGCUGUGAGGGCCACACCCGGGGCGGGCUGUGUGCAAACCACCCCUGCCCCCUCCACAUGCACUUUAUGAGGGAGACCCCGAAGGAGGGUGCUUGAACCAGAAUCUCAGGACCCCACUGGGGGGGCCGCUGGCUGCGGGGCACAGCGUCCCUGGGCCAUCCCCCCCUCCCCCUCCCCCACCCUGGGCACUGCAGCCCCUUGGCCAGGACCCCACUGGGGGGGGGCCCACUGGCUGUGGGGCACGGCUUCCCUGGGCCACCCGCCAUCCCCCACCCCACCCCGGGCACCGCAGCAGCCUCCUGGCCAGGCUGCCCAGCCACCAAGCAGAAUACCUCGAGCCAGCUGGGCCGUGCACCUGCCCCUCCCACCUGCCGGCCCUGGAGACCGCUUCGGGCAUUGGAGCCACACCGCAGUGCCCCUCCCCGCCAGCAUGGCAGCCAGGGUCUCUGUUCACAAAACCAAAUCUAGUGAGAGCUGGAACUCCCCUUGAGGUCCAUGGCUUCCUGCCUCAGUUUACCCAGCCCAGCUCCCUGCCCUCACGCGGUGAGUGGGGUCUCUGGAGCCUGUCACACAGGCAGCGCAUUCCAGGAGCAGGUUCCAGUGGCCACAGGCCAAGGCUUGCAGACAGGCCUCCAGCUGCCCCUCGGUGACACUAUGCAACUCCCGGAAUGCCUGCCAGGACUGAAGCCAUGACCGGGUGUGGGGCUGGGGGCCAGGCCUGGCCCGGCCCUGCUGCCUGGAGAGGUGCUUUGUCCUCCACGCCUCCGACCACGGUCAGGCGGGCCAGCCCCACAGAAGGACCCCAGCCCCAUCCCAGGCCUGAGCCGGGCUCAGCUGCUCCCCCGGCCCCAGCCAGACCAGGAGGCUGAGCUGCCCACCCGCCCAGCGUCCCCCAGCCGCUCGUCCAGGCCUGCUUCCUGGGCCUCCUGCCCCUCUGUCAGUCUCCUGCCCACCGCCCCC